UUAAUGAAAAAUAAAAACACUGAAUACAUUGCAAUAUUAUUCAAAAUUCCAAAUUCUAAAUAAAGAUUUCGAAUAUGGCACCAAAACGGGGCAAACACAAGAAAUCAAAAGACAUCGAUUGGGCGGCAAAUGAGAAUUUUCUCAAGGAGCGUUCCAUGAUAUAUAUAGAACACACCACCGAGUGUCCCAUCUUCCAGACAAAAGCCGAGGAGUGUGGUACUUUUCUUCAAGAGCACAUUCCAGAGCGUCUGUUUCAAUUGGUCAGGAAUAAGAAUGGCAAACAAGUGCCACGUGAUGGAGCCUUUGAGAUUGGUUUCUCGCAGAAUGCUCGCACAUCGGUGCAUAAUUUGUGGUCUGGUUUGGAUAAAGGACCGCCCCGAAGAGAUAAGUUUCCAGCCACAUAUGAUAUGUUGCUGCCCGAUGUCCAACGAAUCCUUAAGAAAUUCUAUCCCGACAAGCCUGUGGGCAUGGAUGAAGAUGAUGAUGCCGAGAAUGAGAUAUAUGAUUGAAAUACAUGAAUUACACAAUUUCAGCCCAAAAACAAAUCCCGCAGCUAAUGCCACAUCCAUUGUCAUGGGGUAGAGAAUGACGACUGACGACUGACACCUGCUACUAUUAUCAGCCUAAACAAUUUGGGGCGAUUAGCACUAUAUUGGUCUUAUUGUUGUUGGCAACAUGUCUUGACAGCUCUUUUCAAAAAAUAAAUAA
This is a messenger RNA of Drosophila willistoni, 708 nucleotides long. Its product is annotated as selenoprotein BthD. The record is from RefSeq and is a predicted model, not a curated record. Lineage: Eukaryota; Metazoa; Arthropoda; Insecta; Diptera; Drosophilidae. The transcript has a single exon. Gene Ontology annotation, cellular component: Golgi apparatus. Bases 75 to 509 code for a protein of 144 amino acids.